GAACGAACGAACAGAUGCUUAGAGGGUAGGUAAGGUUUCGAGUUACAGUUUAGUUCCGGUAACUUCACGCGGAGUGAGGCCAGAUCAGCCGAACCCUUAAGUUGUUGGUAAUGAGGCUUAUAGAUAGUUGUCCCCGCCUUUAAUAUCUGUUUGUCCUGGUCCGCUUUUUCUCCUCAGUUGGAAGUCUAGAUUCGAGUUCCCCGAUUCUAGUGUCUUUCGACUCUACACCCUCUCGGUAGCACCUAUUUCUUUGGGCGAGACUCCUGAUAUUUGAUAAUUGAUCUCACAUUGUCAAUCCCCUUGACUGCUGCUCGUCAGCGACGUUGUCGUCUGUCGCUAUGGCUUCGGCAGAUUCUUCAAGCCGGAUUACCUCUGGUAUCUCUGGACUGUCACUCAAACCAACGGCACUCGCGGGUAACAAAGGGGACAAGGCCCGUACUACCAAGAAGGCUGCGCCGGUUGCCGAUAGCUGGGAGGACGAGGACGAGGACGACCAAGCGACAUCUGACUCAGAUACCGAGCCAGACACGGGCCGCGGUCGUGGUACUGAUAAUGGGAACGCCGGAACCCAAGCCCCGCCUCCAACUCCCAUGUCGCCCACCUACAAUAUUUCCGGCAUCCGUUCUAUCUCCCCUGCUGGAGUCACCUCUCCGACCUACCUUCCGGGCAUCGACGAAGAUAGUGCCUCCAGUUCCGGGUCUCCCAAGCGGCCCGAGAAGACGGAUGCCGUGGCUCGCCGUAUGAUUGCCGGUGCGCUGGGCAUGAAGGUACCGAAGCUGAGCGAGGAGCAGCGGGCGUACGACAAAGCCGUGCGUGAAAAAGAGCGCAAGCGCCGGGAGGAGGAGCAGGAGAAGGAGAGACGGAGGCAAAUCGAGGCUGAGAAGGCGAAGCAGUCCGCUUGGGAGGACUGAUUGGCUCAUCGCCUUGUAUAAGGGCCGGUGACUUCCUCCAGCUAUAUGGCGCGCAUAGAACGUGUUUGGCCGAUCUUUUUCUGGGACGACACUGCCAUCCUAUGACGCCGCUCCCAGAAAGGAUACUGGAAUGGACGAAAGGAGAACUGCCGGGCGUCGCUCUUUUUUGGUUUUUGGAAUUAAGGAUCUUUUCGGGGGGGUCUUUUUUUGGCUCUUC
Phialemonium atrogriseum is the source of this 1128-nucleotide messenger RNA. RefSeq lists its product as uncharacterized. The transcript has a single exon. The record is from RefSeq and is a predicted model, not a curated record. Bases 339 to 911 code for a protein of 190 amino acids. NCBI's taxonomy places the organism in Eukaryota, Fungi, Ascomycota, Sordariomycetes, Cephalothecales, Cephalothecaceae.